AUGUCCAUCCGCCGGCGCAGCCGCGCCUCCUCGCGCCCCUCGCCCGUCGAGCUCGAGGUCCCCGCCGACCCCAACACCUUCACGUGGCCCGAGCGCUCGCGCAAGAAGUUCGUGCAACUAGUAGCCCUGCAGUGCCUGGUCAGCCCCGCGCCCAUCACCAACGAGCACCCGAUCGCGCUCGAGCUGCCCGAGGCCGCCGGCAGGAGGAAGCUGCCGCACAAGACGGAGCGGGAGAUUGCGGACCACUUUGCGUUCCUGGCGGCCGGCGAUGGGAGCGGCGCGGCGUGCUGUAUUGAGGAGGGAGAGGGAAGGCUGAGGUUUAGGCUGGCGAUGAAUGAGGGCGUGCCGGAGGGCGUGUUGGAGGGGCUGAGGAAUGUGUUGAGGGAGGUGAGGAGGGUGGCGAACGGGGAACAAGCCGAAUCCGAAAUCAAAGCCGCCGUCUGGGCCAACGUGCUCGACCUCGAGAAAGCCAAGGUCUACGCCGACCUCGUCGACCGCUUCACACGGGGCUCCCGCCCGCUCUCGGAGCAGUUCGAGGACGCCCUGGGCCACAGCGAGACGUCCACCGACCCCGUCACCGACGACGACGCCCACGCCGGCCUGCAGAAGAUCUACGACCUGUGCACGCGCGUGACGAGCACCGAGCUAGCCCGCUGCACCCGCGAGCUCGACCGCCUGCUCGACACCUGCUACCGCUUCCGCGGCUCGCGCAGCUUCAAGAGCGGGCUCAAGGCCGUGCCGGCGCGGCGCGCACUCGUGCAGAUGAUCGAGAAGCUGGGACGCUAUAAAACGGCGAGCAACGCGCUGGUGCUGGCCGCAAGGAAGUUCCCCAACCUGUUUGUGCUGGUGGACGUCGAGAGCGUGCCGACGCUGCCGGCGCUGGACGAGCGAGUGGCGGCCGGGUUCAAGGGCGUGUACAUUGGCGCUGUGGCGCAGGACCUGACCAGUAGCACCGAGCCCCUCUGCAUGAGCCGGCUGCGCACCAUCACGGACCUGAGUAACGAGAAGCUGGCCAGCAAGUACCAGGACCUGUGCCAGAGCGCGCCCACGGCGCACGCCGAGAUGCAGCUGGUCAAGUUCUACGAGGAGAAUGCGGAUAUCGAGAGGCCCGGCUUCAUUGGCUGCAGCAAGAAGAGCUGCUUCCUGUGUGGGCUGUUUCUGCAGCUGCAGCGCCGAUUCGCCGUCAGCAAGGCCCACCAGAAUAUAUAUCAUGCCUGGACCGUCCCCACGAUCCGCUGUGCCAGCCCCGAGAACGCCGUGAUGCUGGACUUUGUCGUCGAGAAGAUGUCGCGCAUCAUCGAGGACUCGUGCAAGAAGAUGCUGUGGGAGAAGCCUGAUGAUAGCAGCAGCACCAACACCAGCAGCCCGCACAAGAACCUCAUUGCCUCUCUGCCCACCGCCUUCUCUGCCCCUCCUCCCUCGUCGUCCGGCUUUGUCACGCCCCGCUCACCGCUGUCGCCCAUCUCGCCGGGCUUCUCGCGCCCCAGCACCGCGGCAUCGAACCUGCACAACAUCAGGGCCUCCGCAAGGCAGACGCCAAAGCCCUCCCCGCCCGCACACGCCGCACACGCCGCACACGCCCCACACGCCCCCUCGAAGCUGACCGACUCCUCGGGCGACAGCUCGAGCCCGGAGCCCGGCUCGCCCAACCUCUCGUCCGAGUCCAGCUGCACGUCCGUCAGCGAGGACUCGUCGAAGGAGUCGUCGUCGUCGUCCAAGGCACCCAAGCGCCAGACACGCACCAAGCACACCGAGGCCUCAGCAGCAGCAGCAGCAGCCACCGUCGUCGCCGAGCGCAUGCCGGCCAUCAUGGCGGCCGACGCACCGCCCGCGGUCCCAGCGAGGUCUGCGUCCAGGGUGAGGGAAUCCCCGGCCGCCCGCCCGGGCUCGUCCAGGUCGGUCCGCAAGAGGGGGAGCCCGGUCGAGGCCCCGAAGGCCGAGGAGAAGACGCAGCAGCAGCAGAAGCCGGUCAUGGCCACCAUCACCCGCUCGCAGUCCGUCCGAGUCUCGCGCAAGGCUGCCGCACCACCACCACCACCAGCACCGCCCGCCACGCCAAAGGCACCCACGAGGUCUGCCUCCGUGGCCAGGAGACCCGUCGCCACGCCCGAGAUCCCAGCGAGAGGCGGGCGUGUCCGCUCUGCCUCGGCCAUGGAGGUCCGCAAGGCACCCGCCGUGUCCGACGCCGAGUCCGUCAGCCCCGGCACCGCAUCCCGCCCCUUUGGGCCCCUCCGCCGCGCCAACACGGCCCCGGUCGAGUCCACCGCCACCAAGAGCGCCAUCCCCGUGCCGCGGUCCGUCUCGCGCUCCACCCGCAAGGCCACCACGCACACGACGCCGCCGCCGCCGCCGCCGCGCUCGCCCUCGCAGGUGCGCUACACCCGCGUCGAGAACCCGGCGCGCAACGCUAACCGCAGCCGCGAGCCCUCGCCGGGCCACAUCACAAGCUCGCUGCUGCGCCACGAGUCGCCCAUCAGCAUCGCGCGCUUCGAGACGGCGAUGGCCAUGGCCGUCACAUCCGUCACGGGCUCGCCGACGAUGGUCGAGCUGCCGCCCGAGUCGUCCAGCGCCCGCACCACGCCCCGCGGCUCACCGAACGUCGCCGGGCGUGUCUCGUCGAGGUCCCGCGCGCAGAAGCGCAUGUCUCCGCUGUCGGUCGAGCGCACCGCUGAGUGUGUCGUCGCCGAUGCACCGGCACCCGCACCCGCACCCGCACCCGCCGCGGGCCUGGGCCUCAAGAAGAGCAGCGGGACGUCCGUCCGCGACUCGUUCGCCUCUGCCGCCACCAGCCAGACCGCAACCACCGCCAGCAGCAGCACCGCCGCCGUCGUCGAGCACGCCCCCGCCCCCGCCCCCGCCCUCCUCCACAUCGACACCGAGGACGACCCGGCCCUCACGCCCAUCACCGUCGCCACCCCGCACGGCAUCUCCAUCAUCGACUCCUCCGAAGAGUCCUCGCUCCCCACGCCCAGGCGCAGCAUCACCGAGCGCCGCGGCCGCGCCCUGAAGCGCGUCGAGCCCACCACCGCCGUCGAGCGCAAGCGUGCUGCCAUCGACCGCGCAACCGCCGACGCCGCCGCCUUCGUGCAGGAGAACGGCUUCGAGGCGCAGCGCAAGCGCGGCAUGACCAUCGCGGACGUGGUGCAGGCGAGCGGCUUCCAGGCUCAGAUCAACCGCGGCAUGAGCGGGUACUACAGCGACACGGAGACGAUCCGCACAAGACUGCGUGGCGGGGCGCUGAGUACCAUCUCUUCUGAAGAGGCGGCGGCGGCCACGGCCGCGACGUCGUCGGGGAGGAGUAGGUUGGGGAUGGGGGGCCGGAGGCCGCAGGAGACGGAGUAUACGCUGUACCUGGCGGGGCCGGACCACGAUGAUAGGACGCUGGGCGAGAAGAUCUUUAACGGGCGGCUGAGCGACGGGAAUAACGGCGGCGGGGAGAUGAAGCAGCGCGCGGGGUGUAAGCUGCGCACGGCGCUGCGGCCGGCGGAGAAGGAGAUCAGUGGGAUGAGGGUCAAGGAGGUGUCGAAGAGUCUGGAGGAGAUGGUGCUGGAUAUUUUUUUCCCGGAUGCGGUGUUGAGGUUGGAGGUGGUGUGGGAUGGGCAGAUGGCGUGA
Morchella sextelata is the source of this 3612-nucleotide messenger RNA. RefSeq lists its product as uncharacterized. Lineage: Eukaryota; Fungi; Ascomycota; Pezizomycetes; Pezizales; Morchellaceae. The transcript has 4 exons. The record is from RefSeq and is a predicted model, not a curated record. The coding region runs from base 1 to 3612 and encodes 1203 amino acids.